Molecule: messenger RNA, 4942 nt
Organism: Salvelinus namaycush (lake trout)
Lineage: Eukaryota; Metazoa; Chordata; Actinopteri; Salmoniformes; Salmonidae
Product: heparan sulfate glucosamine 3-O-sulfotransferase 3B1-like
Exons: 2
Coding region: 380-1507 (375 amino acids)
Molecular function (GO): [heparan sulfate]-glucosamine 3-sulfotransferase activity
Source: RefSeq, a predicted model, not a curated record
AGAAAGGUUUGGCGACGGGGGUGCUUGUGGAGAGAGACGGCUGGGGCUUGGAGUAGCACCACUGAAGCGCACCAGUCGUUCCUAUCAAUUUCCGAAUUAUUUCCCGUGGCUCUGGUGAAUAACAAUUAUAGCAUGCAAAGACUUUGCACUCGUGGAUACAUCAUCCGCUUUAGAUUAUUUGCUUGGUUUGUUAUUUUUUUUCAUUUUAGGUGAAUGGCGAGGAUACUUGAGGUACAAUCGAGAGUGAGUGGUUUUGGCAAUAUGUGUUGCUGCAAUAUGGUAUGCAACCUAAAGGCUUAUGGAAUAUAGCUAGAUUUCUCACAAUCUGUAUGCGUUCUCAUUCAGCCCGGUUAAAAAUAAAUUAUUUUUGCUCGGCAUCAUGUUUUUACUCUGGGUAUAUAUGCUUUACUCCUGCGUGGGCUACUGUGCCCCCAUGCCAAGUUUGGUCGUGGACAAUAACCGGAGAAAGGAGACUGGCACGGGGUCCGUGGUCGGUAAAAGGACCGAGAAUAACGCCAGAGCGGACCUCGUGUCCAGACUACUCCCUAGACUCCCACCCUGGGUGGAUAUAGAAUCCGAUUACGACGAACCAUCCGUCCGGACCUCCUCCAGAGACCUGCUCAAUAAAGAGAUAGACGCGUACAGAGGUGUUGAGGACAGGGGUGAGAUGAGGGGUGAGGGGCAGAGAGCUCCUGAACCCGGUGCGAUGUCAAGUUUCUCCAACGACUUGGGGAGCAAGAAACUGCCGCAGGCGAUCAUCAUCGGGGUAAAGAAAGGAGGGACGCGCGCGCUGCUCGAGUUCCUCCGCGUGCAUCCAGACAUCAGAGCGGUGGGAGCCGAGCCGCACUUCUUCGACCGCAACUACGAGAACGGACUGGAGUGGUACAGGGAGCUGAUGCCCAAGACCCUGGAGGGCCAGAUCACCAUGGAGAAGACCCCCAGCUACUUUGUGACCAGAGAGGCCCCAGCCCGGAUCUCCGUCAUGUCCCGGGACACCAAGCUGAUCGUGGUGGUGAGGGACCCCAUAACCAGGGCCAUCUCUGACUACACACAGACGCUGUCCAAGAACCCAGACAUUCCCACCUUCGAGAGCCUGACCUUCAAAAACAGGACAACGGGGCUCAUCGACACAUCCUGGAGCGCCAUCCAGAUCGGUAUCUAUGCCAAGCACCUGGACAACUGGCUGCAGUACUUCCCCAUGGACCAGAUUCUGUUCGUGAGCGGGGAGCGUCUGAUCAGCGACCCGGCCGGAGAGCUGGGACGGGUGCAGGACUUCCUGGGACUCAAGAGGAUCAUCACAGACAAACACUUCUACUUCAACCAGACCAAGGGCUUCCCCUGCCUCAAGAAGGCUGAGGGCAGCAGCAAGCCCCACUGCCUGGGCAAAACCAAAGGGCGGACCCACCCCAACAUCCACCCAGAGGUGGUGCAGAGGCUACGGGACUUCUACAGGCCUUUCAACAUGAAGUUCUACCAGAUGACGGGACAUAACUUUGGUUGGGAUUGAUGGAUGUGAAUUUGGGAGAACACAUUGUUUAUUUUAUUCUCUGUAAUUCAAUGAAUGGCAAAUAAGACAUGGGAGAUGUUGCUAUAUAUAUAUAUACAAAUAUAUAUAUAUAUGUAUGUAUAUAUAUAUGUAUGUAUAUAUGUAUAUGCAUAUAUAUGUACAUGUGUGUGUGUAAAAUGUACAGAAAUCUAUUUUAUAAUAAUUUAUUUUUUAUUUCUAAGCAAUUAAUUCACUAAGCUGCCUAACCAUAUAUGUACAUGCAUAAUAUCUGGCCCACACUUUGAUUUAUAUUUUUUACAUUCACCUUUUAUGUUUUUUUCUUUACUCCUCACUUAAUGGUCCCUCAUGUCAACAGUAUAUUUUAAGUAAGAAUAGAGGGAUAUUGAUUAAGGCCCCGUUUUAUGGGUAUAGAGUGUUGACUGAACAGUAAUACAUACUCCAUUCAUGUGCAUUCUGAUUUAAACAUUCAUAAUCAAUAGCCAUCAUCAAACCCUUCCUCAAUAGCCAUCAUCAGACCCUUCAUCAAUAGCCAUCAUCAAACCCUUCCUCAAUAGCCAUCAUCAAACCCUUCCUCAAUAGUCAUCAUCAAACCCUUCCUCAAUAGCCAUCAUCAAACCCUUCCUCAAUAGCCAUCAUCAAACCCUUCCUCAAUAGCCAUCAUCAGACCCUUCAUCAAUAGCCAUCAUCAAACCCUUCCUCAAUAGCCAUCAUCAAACCCUUCCUCAAUAGUCAUCAUCAAACCCUUCCUCAAUAGCCAUCAUCAAACCCUUCCUCAAUAGCCAUCAUCAAACCCUUCCUCAAUAGCCAUCAUCAAACCCUUCCUCAAUAGCCAUCAUCAGACCCUUCAUCAAUAGCCAUCAUCAAACCCUUCCUCAAUAGCCAUCAUCAAACCCUUCCUCAAUAGUCAUCAUCAAACCCUUCCUCAAUAGCCAUCAUCAAACCCUUCCUCAAUAGCCAUCAUCAAACCCUUCCUCAAUAGCCAUCAUCAAACCCUUCCUCAAUAGCCAUCAUCAAACCCUUCCUCAAUAGCCAUCAUCAAACCCUUCCUCAAUAGUCAUCAUCAAACCCUUCCUCAAUAGUCAACAUCAAACCCUUCCUCAAUAGUCAUCAUCAAACCCUUCCUCAAUAGUCAUCAUCAAACCCUUCCUCAAUAGCCUUCAUCAGACCCGUCCUCAAAAGCCAUCAUCAGACCCGUCCUCAAAAGCCAUCAUCAGAUCCUUCCUCAAUAACCAUCAUCAGACCCGUCCUCAAAAGCCAUCAUCAGACCCGUCCUCAAUAGCCAUCAUCAGACCUGUCCUCAAUAGCCAUCAUCAGACCCUUCCUCAAUAGCCAUCAUCAGACCCUUCCUCAAUAGCCAUCAUCAGACCCUUCCUCAAAAGCCAUCAUCAGACCCUUCCUCAAAAGCCAUCAUCAGACCCUCCCCCCACAUUACUCCUUAUCUACUCUUAUCGGUUUCUGUUCCAUCCAUUCAAACACUGUGUUUCAUUGAAAUUAGGUCAUUUCAGUUAUUACCGGUUACCCCCAUCCACAACCCAUUAUCCUACCAUCCCAAUGGCCUAACCAGCUGAUCUCCUGCCCUGUCAUUGGCCUAACCAGCUAAUCUCAUGUCCCUUUCACUUAAUAACAGGUGGAUCAAUAGGCCUAACUGCUGCUCAUUGUGUCAGCCAUGCUUAAAGUGUGGCCUUCCUCUUCUAGUUCUCCUAUAGCCUGUUCUAAUGAAUGGCCCAUCCACGAAAGGUCUAAAUCCUAUUUCUGACCGCAUCACAUUGAUAUGGCUCCAUGUUGACAUGAUGCUAAUGGAAUAACGUAAAUGAGGCCCAUUGAUUCAGGUCUCCUCUCCGCUAUACUCUUGCUCCCAUUAUAAGACACUGUUGGCUCAGAGCCAGGGUUCAAAGGUCAUACACAAUCAAAUUUGUUCUGAGUGACAUUUGAUUUGUUGAAGAGACUGAGAGGGGAGGACACACUGGAUCAGGGGAGGACUGUAGUAUAGUCCUUGAAUGCAUCCCAAAUGGCACACUACCCUAUAUAGUGCACUAAUUUAGACCAGAGCCUUGUGACCCCUGGUCAAAAGUAGUGAAAUAUAAAGGGAAUAGGGUGCCAUUUGGGACACCCAUUGUCUUCAUGGUGCAGUGAGAAUGCUUGGCAUGAGUUGAGGUAGGAUGUCUGAUACAGAUGAUAUGAAAACUUUCUUCAUAUGAGAAACAGUCUAUUUAUGCUGGCCCACACUCUCGCAGGUAGGGGCUACUUCAAAGCCAUCCUAUCCUCUUUGGAUUGUAAGACUGCUGAAUAUGCACCCUAGUCCCUACAGUGUGACCAGGGCCCAUAGGGAAUAGGAGACCAUUUGGGUGGUAAGCCUAAAACGUCUGAGUGUGGAGGGACCAAGAGUGAAUAUGCACAUCCUUUCCCCUACAUACUACACAUCAAAUUCCCUCCAAUCAAAUGCAAAGUUGAAAGUGUCUGUCACUGACUAUUGGCCAUUGAGAAGUAUAUAAAAAAAGAAGUGACAUUAUGGUACUUUUUUCAAGUUUUAAGAAAAUGUUGCGCCUCUAAACCACCCAGUCUAAUUCAAAUACCCAACCUCCAUCUCAAUUCAACAGUGUGGAAGCAGUUCUGAAGGUUGAUGUUUAUCUCCAACCAGUGGAUGGUAUUAGUGGAGACGAGGGCUUGUCCCAGCAUUUUACUGCUCCCUUAUUCACAUAGUGGCUUUUACCAACAAGCAAUGUACACCUGUUUUCAAUUAUCAUGCCUAUAUGGACAACGCCUCAACCUGCCCUUCUCUCCUUAUAGUGCAAUGUUUGUUGAAAGCAUUUAAAAUGGCCUUUGUAUAGAGCAGGAAAUUCUGAAUCUGAGUAAUGUCAAUCUUUCUCCCUGUAACGGUUGGAGUAAAGGAGACUGGGGCAGUUGCCCUCUGUUACAUUUACAGUCCCUCUAAUGCAUUGGAAUUAUGGUGUUAUUCAUGUUACUAAGAGAGUAGAGUUGCAUCCCAAAUGGCACUCUAUUCCUUAUUUAGUGCACUACUUUUGACCAAGGCCUACAGGGCUCUGGUCAAAAGUAGUGCACUUUAUAGGAAAUAGGAUCGGUCCGAAAUGAAACGCUAUCUCAAAAGCUUGCACUAAUGGUCACGACCCAUGCUGCCUCAUCCGUUCUGGUUGAGUUUUAUUCAACCCUUUUACAGAUCUACAAAAUAUAAUGCUAGUGUUGUUUGUCUUUCCCACCCCGUCUGCAUAUAAAAUGGUUAAUAUUUAGAGGUUUAGCAGAUUCUGUAUGUUUAAAAAUGAAAAAGAACAUGUACAUCAAGUAUUUUGUGGUAUCAUGUACAUCAAAUGAAUUUUACACAGUGAAAGAGCAAAUUGGAAGAAAUGUUUUAAAUAAUGAAAUGCUAAACAUUCAUACGAUUUCUUUGUAUGAAGAAAUAAAGUAUAUAUUUUACCAAAA